UCAUCUCUGACGACUCCAGCACCUCUACCUCGCCAACAUGAAGGUUCUCAUCGCUCUCGUUGCCCUCGUGGCCGUUGCCUCCGCCGUCUACCCAAGGGUUAGGUCCCACGUGAAGCCAGUUACCACCUACCACAACAAGGUCGUUGUGAACCGCGUUCCAACUGUUGACUACAGAAAGGUCCACGGCUACAGAACCGUCCAGGUCCCAACCGUCGACUACGUCCCAGUCCGCGGCUACAGAACCGUCAGCAACGUCGUCUCUGUCCCAACUACAAGAUACGCCGUCCGCCGCACCGUCGUUGACGGAUAUGGCUACGGUGCCGGAUAUGGCUACCGCGCUGGCUAUGAUGCCGGAUACAACGGAUAUGGCUACGACAGUUACGGCAAAUAUUAAGCUGUGAUUUGUUGAUUGUUCACUGUUUUAUGUUGCCCCGCAAAUGUCAAUAAAUGCGAAGUGGCCUUUAAAA
Lingula anatina is the source of this 467-nucleotide messenger RNA. RefSeq lists its product as uncharacterized. Lineage: Eukaryota; Metazoa; Brachiopoda; Lingulata; Lingulida; Lingulidae. The record is from RefSeq and is a predicted model, not a curated record.